CACAGAAUACACUAUACAGUAUACAGUAUAUUGCCAAAAGUAUCGGGACACCCCUCCAAAUCAUUGAAUUCAGGUGUUCCAAUCACCUCCAUGGCCACAGGUGUAUAAAAUCAAGCACGUAGGCAUGCAGACUGCUUCUACAAACAUUUGAAAAAGAAUGGGUCGCUCUCAAGAGCUCAGUGAAUUCAAGUGUGGUACCGUGAAAGGUUGCCACCUGUGCAAUAAGUCCAUCCAUGAAAUUUCCUUGCUACCAAAUAUUCCACGGUCAACUGUUAGUGGUAUUAUAACAAAGUGGAAGCAACUGGGAACACAGCAACUCAGCCACGAAGUGGUAGGCCAUGUAAAAUGACAGAGCUUGGUCAGCGCAUGCUGAAGACCUCAGUGCACAGAAGUCGCCAACUGUCUGCAGAGUCAAUAGCUAAAGACCUUCAAACUUGGUGUGGCAUUCAGAUUAGCACAACAACAGUGUGUAGAGAGCUUCAUGGAAUGGGUUUCUAUGGCCAAGCAGCUGCAUCCAAACCUUACAUCACCAAGUGCAAUGCAAAGCAUCGAAUGCAGUGGUGUGAAGCACGUCGCCACUGUACUCUA
Staurois parvus is the source of this 588-nucleotide messenger RNA. The record is from the annotation of a GenBank genome assembly. Lineage: Eukaryota; Metazoa; Chordata; Amphibia; Anura; Ranidae.